Orbicella faveolata is the source of this 2371-nucleotide messenger RNA. RefSeq lists its product as uncharacterized. Gene Ontology annotation, molecular function: phosphoglycolate phosphatase activity. The record is from RefSeq and is a predicted model, not a curated record. Lineage: Eukaryota; Metazoa; Cnidaria; Anthozoa; Scleractinia; Merulinidae. Gene Ontology annotation, biological process: dephosphorylation; DNA repair.
CUGCUAACACUUUCAUGGCGGAAAGUGGAGUGGUGAUUUCUCCAAACGGGAUAGAAAUAAGAAAUUGGCUUGAGCGGAUAAUCUUUGUGUGGCAAGUUAAAAACCAAGUUUGAACAUUAACUUGUGAAAUAAUGGCUUUCAAUGGAUGUGCAAGGAAGAUUUCUGGUCUUCUAAAGUUACCCAACAGGUGUAUAAAGCAAGUACACUAUAAUAGCCAGCCAUCAUUUGCAGGAGUGGCUGCGCAAGUAGUAUGGCAUGAAAGGCUUGGAUUUGGCAAAGAUUAUAAGGGCAACCUUGUCAUUGUCACACAGUCUCCAAGGCAAAGUGCUGAUGGGUAUGAUUACCACAAGCUAUAUGGCGCUCCGCCCCCAGCAGAACAAACCAUUAGAACAACAUCACUGAAAAGGGGAUUUAUUGACCAGGACCUCUGGAGACAGGGUCAUUCAAAAUCAGGUAAUGCCCCUUGGGCAAGACCACAGCUUCCUCGACGUGGUGGCUGUUCAGCGGGUUUCUCUUCCCUUGCUGGUGAUGGACAGAGUAGUGGGUCAUCGUUCCCUGACUCCAUGGAUCCCUCCCUUGUUAUAUUUGACAAAGAUGGAACUCUGAUUGAUGUAAAUACUGUCUGGAUUCCAUGGAUGGAAAGCCAUGUACGUGAGCUUGAAGAAGCCACUGGCCUUGCUCUUGCUGACAAAAUGUAUGAAGAAGUGGGCUUCUGUCCCAAGAAACGUGUAUAUUCUGAUGGAGGACUGCUAGCUCAUGCGACUGUUGCUGAAAUCAGACAGGCAUUUGUCUCUGUUCUGGUUAAAAGUGGAGUGGACGAAAUAAAGGCACAGAAGCUGGUAGACAACUGCUGUAAAGACUUCGACAGUGGUGGGCAUGACACUCUGGAGCCUCUGGGUGACCUUCCAGCAAUAUUUGAAAGUUUAAGGGCAAAGGGUGUUAAGACAGCUAUCUGCACUACAGACAGCCGUGAAGGUACACUGUCAGCUCUUGACAGGUUAGGCCUUAUGAGCAUGGUUGAUAAAAUUGUUUGUGGGGAUGACCAAGAUACUAAGCCAAAACCAGACCCUGAAACUGCACUUGGCAUUUGCAAAGACUUAGAUGUUUGCCCAAGUCAAACUGUUAUAAUUGGUGACACUGUCGCAGACACCACAAUGGGUCGCUCUGCGGGGCUGGGUCUCACCAUCGGAGUUCUCAGUGGGGCGGGCAACCAAAAAUUUCUGGAAAAGGAGGCUGAUGUUGUUUUAAACAAUGUCGAUGAGCUUCUCAACACAUUGUUUCCAACAGAUUCUUCGUCUUCAUCAUCGUGAGGGAAAUGUGAUGUCUUAUCAGAAAUGCUUUUGUUUCAUGGGCUAUAUAAAGAAAAACAUAAUGGUAUUGAUUACUUAUAGACUGGCUUCAGUACUUAAGUGACAUGUCAUUGAAACCUGGGUUGAUUUGGAUUAUAUAAAUUAGUCUCUACUAUUACAUUAACAUUUGUUCCCCUGGGGGGAUACCAUUACAGGGGUUUCACUAAGUUUUCAUGUAGGAGGGCCCAAUAGGAGAGUGAAUAGGAGGAAAAGAAUAUUUUUUGAAGUGAAUGUAUGUAUUCAUAAUAGGGAAGUAAUUAGGUAUUGACUUGUUCAUCCUAGUUAAGGUACCCAGCUUCCACCUUCUAGUGAGAACCCUGCAAUACUCAAGUAAGAUUGAUUUUAGUACAUGAAAAUAAUUUACAUGAUUAUAUGUUAUUAUCAUAAGAGUAACUUAAUUAAAAGUCUAAACAUAUUUUCAGGAAGUAAAAUUUGGAGUAGAGGAGACUGUUUUCAAAACAGUUGUAUAUGUAGGUUUUAAUAACAUAAAGCAGUUAUGCUAUGAUGGUUAGAAACUUGGUAUGUUGUGGAUUUCCCUUCAUUGUUCAUCAGAAAGUCACAUUUAGAGUAUUCAUUCUUAUUUAUUUCCGUAAGGUAACUUUGUCAUGAUCCCAUAAUAAACCUGCACUGUUCUCUGGAAAAGUAAGAGAGCUGUGUUUGUAAAUAGCUACAAUUGUAGGUUAAUUUAGUCUUCAUGACAGCCUUGUAUAUUAAGGUAGUAAGUGGAACCUUCAAGCUUUGGUGGCUUGGGAUUACAUCAAUAAUGAUAUGAGUGCGAAUGUGUUUCUAUUUUUUCUAUCAGUUUUGUAUAUCAAAGCCACAGUAAAUAGUUGAGAUGUUUUGGUCGUCGUUUUAUCAAUAUAAUUUUGGUGAUUGCACUGCAACUCGCUUUUAAACUUCUUGUCGUUUUAUCAGAGUUUGAUCAUGCGUGACUUAAUCUAGUUGUGCAGUAGCUGUUAGUUUAAGUGCCUAAUUACAAUACUGGAUAUAGAAUAAAAUUGACAAUUCAACUGGAAGUUUAA